AUGCCCAGAAGCGACUCCUUCAAUGCCCGUGUUCGCGGCACCAGUCACAUCGAUUUCAAGACUGCCACGACCGGCGUCGCUGCAAAGGCGAUGCGCAACGAAAUCAGCCAUCUCGUUGCCACCGUUGACGACCCAGCGACGAAAAAGGCUUUCGACACGGAGAUGCAAUCCUUUUUCUUCCUCUUUACACGAUAUCUCGCUGAGCGGGCAAAGAGCCAAGAUCUUCAAUGGGAUCGCAUCAAAUCUCCAGCCGAGGACCAAAUUGUUCCGUACAAUAACCUUCCUGCGCCCAAGGACACCAAGAACCUCAACAAGCUCGCCGUACUCAAGGUCAAUGGCGGUCUUGGUACUUCCAUGGGUAUGACUGGUGCCAAAAGUGCGCUCGAAGUCAAGAACGACAUGACUUUCCUCGACCUCACCGUUCGUCAAAUUGAGCACCUUAACACCACUAGUCGUGUCGAUGUUCCUCUCAUUCUCAUGACGUCAUUCAACACCCAUGAGGACACUCUUCGCAUCAUUAAGAAGUAUGCCAACCAGCAGCUUCGCAUUACGACCUUCAACCAGUCAAGAUAUCCCCGCAUUCUCAAGGAGACCCUUCUUCCCUGCCCUAAGCGCGCGGAUGAUGACAAGAAGAACUGGUACCCUCCUGGUCACGGUGACUUGUACAACGCUCUGCUCCACUCUGGGGUCCUCGACCAAUUACUGGCGGAGGGUAAGGAAUACCUCUUCGUGUCCAACUCGGACAACUUGGGUGCCGUCGUCGACGAACACAUCUUGCAACAUAUGAUUGAUACACAGGCCGAGUUUUUGAUGGAGGUCACGGAUAAGACCAAGGCCGAUGUCAAGGGUGGAACCCUGAUUGACUACGAAGGGUCCAUGAGACUCCUUGAAAUUGCUCAGGUUCCUUCAGAGCAUGUUGAAGACUUCAAGUCCGUCCGGAAAUUCAAGAUUUUCAACACCAACAACUUGUGGAUCAACCUCAAGGCCCUGAAGCGUGUCAUGGAGACCGAGGGAAUGGAACUUGAAAUCAUCAUCAACCCCAAGAUGACUGACGAUGGCCAAGCAGUCGUUCAACUUGAGACGGCCGCAGGUGCAGCCAUCAAGCACUUCAAGAAUGCUCACGGUAUCAAUGUUCCUCGAAAGCGCUUUUUGCCUGUGAAGAGUUGCUCCGACCUUCUCCUCAUUAAGAGUGACAUCUACUCCUUGGAGCACGGUCAGCUCGUUAUCAACGAGCAACGGAUGUUCGAGACGACUCCUGUUAUCAAACUGGGAGAUCACUUCAAGAAGAUCCAGCAAUUCCAGAAGCGAUUCAAAAAGAUUCCCAAGAUCAUCGAGUUGGAUCAUUUGACUGUCACUGGUGAUGUGUACUUCGGACGAAACGUCACUCUUCGUGGAACUGUGAUUGUUGUUGCCAACGAGGGUCAGCGGAUUGAUAUUCCUGAUGGCUGUAUCCUCGAAAAUAGGCUCCUCUCGGGUAACUUGAACAUGAUUGAGCUAUAA
Desarmillaria tabescens is the source of this 1500-nucleotide messenger RNA. Its product is annotated as UTP-glucose-1-phosphate uridylyltransferase. The record is from RefSeq and is a predicted model, not a curated record. Gene Ontology annotation, cellular component: cytoplasm. The coding region runs from base 1 to 1500 and encodes 499 amino acids. The transcript has 13 exons. Gene Ontology annotation, molecular function: UTP:glucose-1-phosphate uridylyltransferase activity. Gene Ontology annotation, biological process: glycogen metabolic process; UDP-alpha-D-glucose metabolic process. NCBI's taxonomy places the organism in Eukaryota, Fungi, Basidiomycota, Agaricomycetes, Agaricales, Physalacriaceae.